UCCUCCAGGACUCUGACAGAGCUUUUAAAGCAGCCAGGCGAGGCCGGAGCAGUGGACGGAACUGGGGUUCACCAUCCUUUGGGGACCAACGGCAUUUCUGCCCGGGUGAUACGCUCCAACAACGAUCACAACCAUUUGAACAAUGCAGCCUUGUCUCCGCUCGGUCCUGCCAUGGCCUUGUCUCACCCUCAUAACAACCUGGGAAUCGGCUUCAACAAGUACACAUCGCUGAAGGCUAUGGAGACGACAACAAGGGAUUACUACAAGAGCUACCCAAUGGUAGAUUACACCCACCGCCAGUCCCCUCCCACUUUCCAGCCGAUCAACUUCCAUCCGAAGGACAAACCCUUCCUCCCGCCGCCCGACAUCCACGCGCCACUCGCCAUCACCAUCAACACCUCCCAAAUGCCCAAGCCUAAGAUUUCCAAGACCAACACCCACCCGCUCACCUCCAGCUCAGCCUUCAAAGUAUGGGACCCCAGUAAGAGCCAUGUCUCACACCCGGUGGCCACGCACAUAGCCCUGCAGGGGCCGGGGCAGCAUCACCCCAUCCAGCAGCAGCACCACCAGCCGCUGCAUCAGCAGAACAGCCGUCGCCAGGCUUACUCCAACAAGAGGCAGUUUAGCAUCGAGACGCUGCCCGAGCUCUUCUCACAGCCGCUGGGCUACGGCCACUCGCCGCGCAUGCUCCCCAAGCACAAGGGACUGCCCACCAACAGCAAGACCGAAGUCACCGUCUGAACAUGUGGCUGUGAACGGCCAAAGAAACCCAAGUGGAGUUGUGAGGGAAGAAGUGUUCAGAUAUCAUUGAUAUAUACAUAUAUAUAUAUAUAUAUAUAUAU
This is a messenger RNA of Solea senegalensis (Senegalese sole), 842 nucleotides long. Its product is annotated as protein shisa-8. Gene Ontology annotation, biological process: regulation of short-term neuronal synaptic plasticity; regulation of AMPA receptor activity. NCBI's taxonomy places the organism in Eukaryota, Metazoa, Chordata, Actinopteri, Pleuronectiformes, Soleidae. The record is from RefSeq and is a predicted model, not a curated record. The transcript is spliced from 3 exons. Gene Ontology annotation, cellular component: AMPA glutamate receptor complex; postsynaptic density; dendritic spine membrane. The annotation marks the transcript as partial.